AGACUUUGGAGUGCGGCAGCUCUCUCCAUGUAAGGCUGUGCAGGGCAGAGGAUGUUUGUAAAGCUGCUCACAUACAGUCUCUCCAACACUACACUUUUAUUCUGUCAGAAAGAAAGAAAAGAAGAAAAAGACGCUUUUCUUUUCCAGAAAUAUAUAAUAAAUUACAUCUUCGUUUUGGGCUACAGUCCUCCUUGACUCCAGCUGCUGGUUUUAACCGAGAAAUUCUCCUGAAUUUCUGUGUGAGUGAGUGCGUGCGAGUGCGCGCACCACCUCCUCUCUUUGUGUGCGUGAGAAAUAAAACGGGCGUCUCCACGACCAAGAGCUGGCCCUUACUGACUUCGCUGAUAUGGGAGCUUUCCGACUUUGAUGAUUAUCUGUAGUAUACAGGCUGAGAAUCUGUUGAAUUUCCUGCCAGCCUGAAGUCGCAGCUUGGCUUUUGCCAUUGCAGUGAAAACAUGGCAAUGAUUUCAGGGUUCAUUUUUCUAUGCAUGCUCCAAGCUGCAGUCCUUCAGGUCCCUCGUGGACCAAGGCCGAUACCUGGGAGAGGGGACAGUCCAGAACCGACUCCAUUUCCAGCCUCACCUCAAGAUUGUGCAGCCCCGAUAAUCGAAUGUCCCAUCAAGGUGUUUUUCACCAUCGACACCUCAGAGACGAUCGCCUUACAGGAGACCCCACCAGGCGCUCUGGUUAACGACAUUAAGGAAUACACCAAGACCUUUGCUCAGGAGCUGAAUGAUGAAAUAUACAUGGACCAGGUGGAGUUAAAAUGGUCCUUAGGAGGACUGGACUACUCCCAGACGACGGACAUAUUCAGCGAGUUCACAACCAAGGCAAACUUUAUCAGGAACGUCAGUAAGAUAGUAUACAAAGGCAAAGGCACCUUCACAGACUGCGCCCUGAAAAGAAUGACAGAGAAAAUGACCCAACAAUACUCAGGGAAGAAGGCUGUCCUCUUCUCUGUGUUCAUUACUGACGGACAUGUGACAGGAAGUCCUUGUGGAGGGAUGAAGGCGAUGGCAGAGAAGGCCCAGGAGAAAGGGAUCCAUAUUUUCGCAGUGGCAGCGACCAACAUCACCGAUAAUUUUGGGAUGAAUGACAUAGCCAGCUCUCCCACGGACGUGUACCGUGACGAAUACACAGCUGUGACGUUUGAAAGAGGGAGAAAAAAUAUAGAUGAAAAGUCCAUCACUCGAAUCAUACAAGCCAUGAAAUAUCAAGCAUAUUUAAAGUGUUAUAAACCUCCAUGCUACAAAACUCCUGGAGUACCUGGACCAAAAGGGCCUCCAGGUCCCAAAGGUAUGAAAGGAGUUAGCGGUAUACCUGGACCAAAAGGUGAAAAGGGUAAUCCGGGAGAUCCUGGCAUCGAAGGUCCAAUCGGACCACCUGGUCCAGAGGGAGGCCCUGGUCCCAAAGGUGACAAGGGUGAAAUCGGAACAAUUGGAGCAAAGGGUGUGAGAGGAGUAUCUGGCAGGAAUGGAACCGAUGGUCAAAAGGGUAAAAUUGGCCGAAUUGGAGCUCCUGGUUGCAAAGGUGAUCCGGGUGGCAAGGGACUAGAUGGUUUCCCUGGAAAUGUUGGCGACCCUGGGACACGUGGUGAAAAUGGAACGAAGGGUAAUCCAGGCAUACCUGGGAGGUCAGGUCCCCAAGGCCCAAAGGGUAAUGACGGAUCAAAGGGUGAAAAAGGAUUUCCUGGAAAUCCAGGGGCACCUGGAACAAAGGGAUCUAGGGCGCUUCCUGGCUCACGUGGACCGAAAGGCGAACCGGGACGGAGAGGAGAUCCUGGUACAAAGGGAGCACAAGGUGGGAAUGGGAGUAAAGGAGAUAAGGGAGAACGAGGGCCGAUGGGAAGCUUUGGUCCGUCCGGCGAAGACGGAAUCAAGGGCUCAAAGGGGCUGGAUGGAUUACCAGGACCAAGAGGUCCACCAGGACCACCAGGGCCCAAAGGAAGAGAUGGCAGCAAGGGAAGUCCUGGAGAGCCUGGACCUUUUGGAGAUCCUGGGCCCGCUGGACCAAAGGGUGAUCCUGGAAGAGAAGGAUUUGGCUACCCUGGAUCGAGAGGACCCACUGGAGACAAAGGUGAUCCAGGUAGAAAAGGGGUCAAGGGUGGCAGAGGUGGCUGUGGUGAAAAAGGACAGCCUGGAAACAAAGGAUCCAAAGGAGAGACUGGGGACCCAGGACCACCAGGUUGGCCAGGAGACAGAGGACUCAUAGGGGACCCUGGAGAUGACGGAGGACCUGGAGGAGUGGGCGAUCCUGGGGUCUCUGACUGUGAUGUCAUGUCUUACGUCAGGGAAACGUGCGGUUGUUGUGACUGUGAGAAGCACUGUGGAGCUGUGGACAUCGUAUUUGUAAUUGAUAGCUCAGAGAGUGUGGGGAUGACAAACUUUACCCUGGAGAAGAACUUUAUUAUCAACACCAUCAACAGAUUGGGAUCUAUGGCCAGCGACCCUACGUCACCAACCGGAACAAGAGUCGGAGUUGUACAAUACAGUCACAACGGGACCUUUCAGGCCGUUCGUAUCAACGACCCCACCAUAAACUCCCUGUCUACUUUUAAAGAGGCAGUGCAGAAACUGCAGUGGAUCGCUGGUGGCACCUUCACACCUUCAGCCCUCAAGUUUGCCUACGACAACCUCAUCAGGGACAGCAAGAGAGUCCGAUCUAAAACAUCUGUGGUGGUGAUCACAGAUGGCCGCUUUGACCCACGUGACGGAGAGAAACUCACCCACCUUUGCAGGGAUAACGUGAUAGUGAAUGCCAUUGGGGUUGGUGAUAUGUUUAAAGACAGAGAGGAUAAGAAGGCACUAUUGUCGAUAGCGUGCAACAAGAUGGAGCGCGUCACAGAGAUGAACCGUUACGUUGACUUGUUGGCUGUUGACUUCAUAGAAAAGAUGGAGACUGUACUCUGUCCUGAACCAGAGAUUGUGUGUCCUGAACUCCCCUGUAAUAUGGAACCAGAUGUCGCUCCAUGUGUCCAGCGGCCAGUGGAUUUAGUGUUUCUACUAGACGGCUCAGAGCGCCUCGGGACAAAGAACUUCCAGCAUGUCCGUGGAUUUCUGCAGAAGGUGUCCGAGCAUCUGGGACUGGCUCGUAGCAAAACUGACAAUUUGCGAGCCCGCUUGGCACUGAUAGAGUACGGCAGUGAAAACCAUGUGGCCUUUACUCUCACGCACGACUCUGCUGUCAUCAGAGACGGCAUAGCUCGCCUGCCUUAUCUGGAUUCUGCUUCGAGUGUGGGUCCUGCCAUCAUCUAUACCAUCAACAAUAUCUUGGGCAGAGGAAAUGUUCGCCAUACGAGACGCCACGCAGAGAUUUCAUUUGUUUUCAUCACAGACGGCAUUUUUAACAAAGAAAAUUUGGAGGAGGCGGUUAGUGCCAUGCGCACCGCACAGGUCAUGUCCACGGUGAUAGCACCAGGAAACGACGUUGACCAGGAAAUCCUAACAAAGCUGGCCAUGGGUGAUCAGCAUGCCAUCUUUAAAGGAAAAGAUAUCAAUGAGCUGUCCCACUCCAGUUUGUUUGACCGUUUCAUCCAGUGGGUAUGUUGAAGAAGAUCACCACAUGGACGUGAACAUCAUAAUUGGUGCUCCUGCUGUUAAUGUUAGCAUUUUUAAACAUGAGAUACCGAUCUAUUAUGAUUCUAAUAUGCACUGUGCAAUUUGCAAACGAGAUGACAGCAUAUUGCUUUCUACAUUUGUCAGGUAAACUGUAUUCAUCUUCCAUAGUCUGUCACACAAAAACAUAGUUCGAGUCUCUCGUUUUUGAUCCACGUUAGCUUUACUGAUUUCAGAGAAUAAACCUGCACUUUGUCGGA
This is a messenger RNA of Larimichthys crocea (large yellow croaker), 3814 nucleotides long. Its product is annotated as collagen alpha-2(VI) chain. The record is from RefSeq and is a predicted model, not a curated record. Lineage: Eukaryota; Metazoa; Chordata; Actinopteri; Sciaenidae. The transcript has 28 exons. Bases 456 to 3548 code for a protein of 1030 amino acids.